Aspergillus caelatus is the source of this 771-nucleotide messenger RNA. RefSeq lists its product as uncharacterized. The transcript has a single exon. The record is from RefSeq and is a predicted model, not a curated record. The coding region runs from base 1 to 771 and encodes 256 amino acids. Lineage: Eukaryota; Fungi; Ascomycota; Eurotiomycetes; Eurotiales; Aspergillaceae.
AUGCCAAGCAAACCCAUAUCGAGGACCUCUUUCCUCUCAAGUGAAGAGGUAAAUUUAGGCAGCCUUAUCACCAAUAUAAACCAACCUGAACUGGGCGCCCGUGGAUGCCCCUGGCCUCUGGGACGAAUUGAGGAUUUUGCCGUCAGAUCUGUACCCGACAUGUGCGCUGCUACUCAGCCUACGAAAGAAACAGGACUAUCUGCUUCAUUCUCCCGUUUAUUCAAGAUAUCUAUUGGCGGUUGUGCAGAUAGCGACAACAUGCUUCCCAGAGGCGGAAAGAUAUAUACACUCAAAAAGCCGAGGGAGCUAUUCCAUAAUCUCAGCACAGACAAAGGAGUUAAGAAAUGGCUGCAACAACAAAUUGGUGAAAAGUUGGACGUGUACUUGGUGGAGGGACUUGCGACAUUAGAGGGAAAUUCUUCGAGUAGCUGCAUGGAUAGUGAAGAAAGUUAUCCAGCUCAGGGAGAAUUGAUCUGCGCUAUGCGUCUUAUGAAGCUUGUCUCUAAGCCCUUCAGGACGAAGACUAUUGAGUCUGCACGGUUAGAGAAGAAUAGCUCUUGGGAGGUGUUCUCGGACAGCAAGGCGUUGCACACUCAGGCAGCGGAAUGGGUUAAAGUGUCCUCGGACGGAGAGGAAAGCAGCCCGGGGGACCAGGAUAACCAGGCUAUGGAAGAUAAUGCCCACGGUGGGAUGUUUACUUUCGAUGAGGACAUUCGUGAGCAGCCCAGGAGUCGGCAUGACGAAGUGAGCUGGUUCUCGGAUGAUUCAUGA